Messenger RNA from Penicillium odoratum, 1452 nucleotides. RefSeq lists its product as uncharacterized. Lineage: Eukaryota; Fungi; Ascomycota; Eurotiomycetes; Eurotiales; Aspergillaceae. The coding region runs from base 1 to 1452 and encodes 483 amino acids. The record is from RefSeq and is a predicted model, not a curated record. The transcript has a single exon.
AUGGAUAUUUCUCAACUUCCGGACAUCACCGGCUUGCUUGUCAGGCCAGAUAACCCUCCGCGAGAGGAUGUCGAAGGAAUGGAUUACAUGCGAUGUGCACAUCUAUACAACUACCUGAUCCAAUAUGCUUGGCUCGCUGAAGGCCGUCCACUGGCAACUCUGAAUGGCAACAGCACCAACUUUUUCACGGUCCACGGUGCUGAAGCUGAGGCUCUUCGUCCAAGACUUGAUCCGUCGGUGGUGGCUUUCCUUGACAACGCUAUCAUACCUCCUUGGGAAGGUUUUAAUGAUACGCCACUCUCUAUUUUCGCAACGGGUCUUAAUUCGCCACAAACACUAUUUGCGGAAGAUGAAGCUGAUCUUGAAGACCAGCCGGUUGACAGCAUGCUACGCUUGUGCCAUGUGGCCUUAGAAACCAAUGACAGUAAUGGGGGUGUUAUCUACCACCAAUGCCACCAUCGCGUCGCGAUCUUCAUGCAUACUGAUGACUGGGUCUUCGGGUUUCCAGUUAAGGAUCAUCCAGACGUUUGGAACCCAUUCGAGACAGUGCUCUCCCACUGGAUCGACCUAAUUCAUAUUGGAAAAGUCGUGGCUGCGCCUCAUGAAGAGCCAGCCCUAUUCGAAUUCGAGAAGAUCGGGCCCUGGGAGUGGCGGCCCUAUAGCGAAGCUCAGGUUACUACGUGUGUCGGCGCGUGGGAUCGUCUGUGUCAGGCUAUCGAGGCGCGUAUCUCGCAGCUGCCAAACCCACCAUCGCUAAUUGGCCCCAUUUCCGGGACUGAUCCAGAGCCACUGGUUGCAUCAAUUGUCCUGGACGCCGCUUCGGUGCCCGAUCCUUCCUUUGCGCGUUCAUUUCUGACGUGCGUGAGACGACCCUGGUUUCACUACAUCGCUCCGGGCCUUCUUCUGCCCCCAGCUGACUCGUCUGGAUUUGUGGCAGCACAGCCAUUCGCUGUGUUGCCCCGCUCUCAGCACACUGUACCGCCAGUGUGCCUUUUCCCCUCCGACAGUAAAGACCAGCUUCCUAUCGAGCUCACCAGAUUUAUAAUUCCAUGGUCAAUAGAGGAUUUUACGCACGCACCUUCUUCCAUCUCUGCGGGUCUGUAUACUACAGCAGUGAAUAGAAAAUGGGAUGAUAUGGUCGAGGAUGGAUUUCAGCUGUUUCUCCCGUUCACUGUCAAUGCUGGUUAUGGCAGGAAGAUAGGCGCACGAAAAAGCGAUGGGGAGCUUGUUGAUAGGGACAGCUUUUCACAACUCUUUCAGCAUGGAUUCAAGCCUUUUGGUGGUGACUACCAUCGCCCUCAGCGGCUGGAGCGUUUGUUGGAUUGUUGGCUCAAGCUGGUUAAAGAUGGCGUCUGGUCUGUUGGGCCGAAUGGGGUAGAAGGUACAAUCGAUACUUUCAAAGAUGCUGAGUCCGACCGUUGGGAGGAUUAUUAUAUUUCACCCACAUGGUAG